CAGCCUCACUCACUCUGCACCUCCUUCAGGGAAGGACUCACCUUUCACCAGUUCAGCUGAGGAGUUGUGUAUUGUUUUAUAUAUAUAUCUAUCUAUCUGUAUAGCUCAUGGAGGGCAGCAGGCUCACCUGUGGACUGUGGACGGUCGUCUUCCUCCUGGGAUGUGGGCGACUGUCUGCGUUCAACCUGGACACCGAUAAUGUCCAGGAAAAGAGCGGACCUGCGGGCAGUUUGUUCGGCUUCUCUCUCGCUCUGCACUGGCAGCUCCAACCGGAGGACAAGAGAAUACUGCUGGUCGGUGCCCCGAGAGCAGAAGCGAUGAGUCGUCAAAAAUCUAAAGUGACAGGAGGACUGUACAGCUGCAGCAUGACCCCCAGCCCAACUCCUUGCAAAAGAGUUGACUUUGAUAACAACGAGGACCUAAGAAGUGAAAGCAAAGAGAACCAGUGGAUGGGAGUGUCAGUCAACAGUCAGGGGCCGGGAGGCAAGAUUGUGACCUGUGCCCAUCGCUACCAGCGGCGGAACAACGUGAACACAGCCAUUGAGAGCCGGAAAAUCCUUGGUCGCUGCUACGUGCUGAGUCAGUCCCUGACUAUUAACCCCGAUACAGGUGAAGAGGGAGGUAGCUGGCAUUUCUGUGACGGCCGGACCGAAGGCCACGAAAGGUUCGGCUCCUGCCAGCAGGGCCUCUCUGCCACAUUCGACAAGGACUACCACUACCUCAUCUUUGGGGCUCCUGGAGCGUACCAUUGGAAAGGUGUGGUACGCCUGGAGCAAAAGAACGAAACCUUCCUAGACCAAGGCAUCUAUGAUGACGGUCCUUUUGAGGCGGGAGAUGAGGGCGAACAGAAUGCUGAAUUGGUGCCUGUUCCUCCCAACAGCUACCUGGGCUUCUCUCUGGACUCGGGGAAGAGUCUGACCAAGAAGGGCCAGCUGACGGUGGUGGCGGGAGCUCCCAGAGCCAACCACAGCGGAGAAGUGGUGCUGCUGAAGAAAGGAGAGGAGAAGAAUUUGGUAGACGAGUACACCCUCAAAGGGGAAGGGCUGGCCUCGUCUUUCGGCUACGAUCUGGCUGUACUGGACCUCAACGGGGACGGCUGGGAGGACAUAGUGGUGGGAGCGCCGCAGUACUUUGAGAAGGACGGGGAAAUCGGAGGAGCCGUCUACGUCUACGUCAACAAAGCGGGAAGGUGGAACGAAGUGACGCCCACCAGAAUAAACGGAGCUCAGAACUCCAUGUUUGGCAUGGCUGUGGAAAACCUUGGAGACAUCGAUCUGGACGGUUUCAAUGAUUUUGCAGUGGGAGCUCCUUUUGAUAAUGAUGGUGUAGGGAAUGUUUACAUCUACCACGGAGCAGCCAACGGUCUCAGCUCUACAGACGCAACACAGGUUCUGCACGGCAAGCCAGGAGUGAAGCAGUUCGGCUACUCUUUGGCAGGAAACAUGGACCUGGAUAAGAACUCCUACCCUGACCUGGCUGUCGGAUCCCUCUCUGACUCUGUCUUUGUCUACAAAGCACGUCCAGUUAUUGACAUCAAGAAGGAAAUCAAGUUCACUCCGAAGGAAAUCGACCUCACCAAAUGUAGCAAAACCUUCUGCUUUGAAGUUGAAGUGUGCUUAACCUUCACUGCCAGCCCCGAGAGCUACGCUCCCAGUCUGACGGUGGUGUACUCCCUUGAGGCGGACGCUGAGCGUGAGAGGAGCGGUCUCAGCCCCAGAGCGACCUUCCUUAAUACGAACAGUACCAAGUCCACUGGGACCGUCACCAUGACCGGCAAAGGAAAGAAAAAUUGCUUUAAGCGUAGGCUUGUCAUAAAGGAUAAAAUUAAAGACAAGCUGCGCGGGAUCCCCAUCGAUGUGUCCGUGGACAUCCAGGGCGCCAACCGUAAACGCAGACAGAGCUCCGCUUCUCAAAUGACACCUGUCCUGGACGCCAAAGCGCCAGCGAUAACUCGAUCAGAGGUGAAUUUCCUGAAGGAAGGGUGCGGCAAAGACAAUGUUUGUCAGAGCAACUUGAUGGUGGAAAGUCGCUACGUUCACAGGUCAACUGGCGAAGACAAGUUCACUCCAUUAGAUCGGGAGGGUGACAUGCAGGUGAUCUCACUCAAAGACCAGAAGGAUAUCGCCUUGGAGGUCAAAGUGUCCAAUCUGAACGGAGAUGAUGCCUACGAAGCCGAUGUGAUCGUCACCUUCCCGCGCUCCCUCACCUACUCUACUUACCACGAUACACCUGGCAACAAAAUAUCCUGUGAGUCCAAUAAAGAAGGUUCUCAUGCUAAUUGUGAGCUUGGAAACCCCUUCAAGCGCGACUCAGUGAAGACCUUCUACAUUAUUCUGAGUACAUUAGGCAUCUCUUCCAACAUUACUGAACUGGAGGUUGAUCUUCAGCUGAAUACGACAAGCAACCAGGGGAAUAUGGCCCCCUAUAAAGCAAAGGCAAAGGUGAACAUCAUAUUGCAGCUGUCUUUAUUAGGACAAGCCCAGCCGUCUCAGGUCCAAUUCGCAGGAGAGGUCAAAGGUGAGACUGACAUGAGGAUGGAAAGUGCCAUUGGCAGUGCCAUCACACACCAGUUCAGAAUAACCAAUCUGGGGAAGAGCUUGAAAGACUUGGGCACCGCCAGCCUUCACAUCACAUGGCCAAAAGAGACAAUGGAAGGGAAGUGGUUGCUCUACCUGAUGAAGAUCAGCUCCGCUGGAGUGGACCAGAUUGACUGCUCUCCUAAAGGGGAGAUCAACUCUCUUGGCAUACAAUCGAGUGACCACAGGGUGAGAAGAGCAGUAGGAAAGAACCAGGGAUCUGAAGAGGGCACUCUUUCACGUUUACUCGACAAGAAGAAAAUGAAAAUUCUGUCCUGUGACAACAAUGGGGGGGCUAAAUGUGUGACGAUUAAGUGCCCACUGCGGGGCAUGGACAGUAAUGCAGUCUUCACUCUCAACUCUCGCCUCUGGAACGCCACCUUCAUAGAGGAUUUUUCCAAGCUCCAUCGUGUGGAGGUGAUAGUGAAGGCCUCGCUGCAUAUCGAUAGCACAGCGAAGAACACAGUGCUGCGUGAUGUUGAGACAGAGGUGAAGCUGACAGUGUACCCAGAGAGGCGUGAAGCCCAGUACGGAGGAGUGCCGUGGUGGAUCAUCGUGCUGUCCAUCCUGUUCGCGCUGCUGCUGUUGGCCCUGUUGGCUUUCCUUCUGUGGAAGUGUGGCUUUUUCAAGCGAGCCAAAUAUGAAGACAAGGUUCCCAGUUACAACGCUGUUCGUAUCAAACGGGAGGAGAGAGCGAUGAACUCUGGGAAUGUGAACUGGGAAAACCUGGAAAAGAAGCCCUGGAUGACAACCUGGCAUGACAAAGAACAUUAUUCUUAACAGCCAUUGAGGUCUGACACCACACAGAUUUCCUGUCGCUUACUGAUGAACUCCCAAAUUUACUGAUUCUUUUUUUGUUUUUUUCCUGCCUUGUCUUUACACAGCGUGGACUGUAAAUAUCAAGAAAAUCAUUUGUUAAAAAAAAACAUUUGUAGGACUAAAUUUGUGAUCUAACAUUAUGCUUCAGAGGCAGAAUUGAUCUCGGAUAAAGUCUGUAUGAAUCACUGGAAGGAGAGUUGCAGUGUGGGAGACGAUCCUGCACAACUACUGUCUGUCUGUCUGUCUGUCGGAGCUUGUUUUGUACAUUUACUACAUCCACAGUGUUGACUGGGGGAGGGAGGGUGGGAGUGUUUCUAGACUUUUUUUGUACAUUUUUUGAAUGGUUUUGUAUUUAUUCUUUGUGAGGAGUACUUUAUGUUACGUGCCCUACAGGCCAAAGAGUCAUGCAAUGCAUACACAGGCUUUUUUUCCUUCUAUUUUUGAACUAAAAUGUGUUUAUUUCCCCCAUUUUAAAAGAGCAUUUUUUUUAUAAUUUCCACUGUGCAUAUGCCUUAACUGAUCAGUUGUACAUUAAGGAGGAACUGCAUCUUUUCCACAGCUGUUGAGCACUCGGUUUUCAGAUUGACUACCACACCUCUGCAGAAUUCACCUUUUAUUCACCAGCUGUAAAAAUAGAAAGAGUGAUAGCGAACAAAGAGUUUCUUGAAUAAAAGUUUUUAAACGUUGUCAUA
Molecule: messenger RNA, 4087 nt
Organism: Sebastes umbrosus (honeycomb rockfish)
Lineage: Eukaryota; Metazoa; Chordata; Actinopteri; Perciformes; Sebastidae
Product: integrin alpha-6-like
Exons: 25
Coding region: 108-3356 (1082 amino acids)
Biological process (GO): cell-cell adhesion; integrin-mediated signaling pathway; cell-matrix adhesion
Cellular component (GO): external side of plasma membrane; integrin complex
Molecular function (GO): integrin binding
Source: RefSeq, a predicted model, not a curated record